UCCUACCUCCUCUCCUUCUCCUCUCACACAUGCUGCUGGUAACAAAGGAGACAACAACAGAGGAUGAUGCAUGUCAGAGAAACAAUAAGAACCUGAGCCCGUUUGCUUCUACGUUGUGGUUUAUUUUUUCUUAAUCAGCAUAUUUAACGACCGGUUUUUAUUCCCUCUCUCUCUCUCUGCGGGACGAUUUACGCAUAAAGUAACGUUAACGUUACACUAACGCAGCUGCGCCCCGGACCGAUUUUGUGCAAAAGCGUGUUUUCUAGUGUUUGGACUGCCAACGCUAGAGCCGAAUAACUGCAGUGGGAGAACCAGACAUGCCUGAAUAACACCGGUAAUGAUGACAUGCUCACAUUGACUGUUUCCCUUAAAGCCUGACCUCUGAUUGGUCAGUGCUGGGAGUUAAAGACAUCGUAAGAGAAGACUUCCAGCUACCAUGUCUGUCCAGGAAGCAUCCCAGCGGCCCACGUCGCCUCUGCCCCUCAAACCUGCGGCCAAACCGAAACCGGCGAUCCCUCAGAAACCGUCCCCACAAACCGGCUCCCCUCUUCUGGGAGACGGAGGCGGCAGCGCGAGCCUCUCUGGAGGAAAGGUCAAGAGGAUUGUGAACAAGUUUAGCAAACAGGAUUCAGCCGAACCGGUGGGGGGGAAACCCACCAACGGUACUGCUGCGAAAGUACCGGUGAUUAAGCGGCUCAAAAGGCCGCCCACGGUGAAGCCCAAACCGGGCCGCUCCAGUCUGCAGCUUCAGAUCGGGGGAGAGAAGGCGCCUCCGCUGCCGGUGAAGAGGAGCCGCACCCUGCAGUUGCAGAAAGAGGGGGAGGGAGGAGAGGAGGGGGACGGCAUCAGUGUGGAGGGAGGUCGAUCAGCACCUGAUGGAAAGGAGGUGGAGAUUCCGCUGAUUGUAGGAGGUGAAGCGGAGGCGGAGCACAGUUCUCACACGCCUCUCGGUCCAUGCUGCGAGCCGAGCUGCAGCUGUGUGUGCCACCUCCAGUGGCCCGGGAUGAAACUCAUAUGGGUGCCCGUGGACAUGGACGAUGCAGAUGAGACUGAUGAGGAAGAGCUUUGGGAGGAGGAUAUAGAGGUAGUGACGGGAGGGGGAGAGGACAGCGAUGUGGGGGAUGAGGUGGACAGGAUGUCUGUGAUUGAUGAGAGGGAAGUGUUGAAACAAGAAAAGGCAAAGCUCCACCAAUGUCUGGAUGUUUUGAUCGCCGACAAUCACAGGAGACUUUCGGACCCGGGCCCCCGCGCCGUCCUCUCGUCUCUCGCUGCCACUCGCUCUCAGUCUCCCCCGGUUCCUCCGAAACGGGCUCAGUCGCCACAAAUUCACCACUUGCCCACUCAAGACGAGGAAGAAAACAUUUACGAGGCCACGCUUCCGGUGGUCAACCCCGCUCCUAAACAGUCCACAACCCUGUGUAAGGAGCUGGAUAUUCCUCUCAUCAAGGUACGCAAACCGGCCCGCUGGUUUAAACUGUCCUACAGCACCUCGGACCCAACGUCAGAGUUUCAGACGGACACAGAACUCGUCCCGAGCCAGGGCGACGCGCCGCCCGCCAUCCCGCCAAGGAGGCCCGUGAUUCAAGACAGCCGCAGCCUCACGCCGGUCCACCGGGGCAUCCCUCUACCCCAGCCCACGCUGGAGGAGUGGCGCAACCUGCGGCCCUCGUCCCCUAGCGGCUCCGCAGCAGCCAGCGGACUGAGCCCCCAGAUGACCGUCACUCCCCCCCCACUCAGCCCUCACAGACCCCCGCCUCCGCCGCCAAAGAUGGAUCCCAGGAGGCUCAGUAGUGCCUCGAUGCAAUCCCUCACGCAAAGAAAAGAAGGAGAGGAGAAUGGAGGGAAUGAUGGAGAAAAGGAGGAUACAGCUGAAGAGCUGCUUCUAGUCAGGAGCGACUCCCUCAGGAGGGAGACUUCGUUCAGCUGGGAGUCCCGGCUGCAGGAUGAGCCUAUGUACCAGACGUACCGCGCCACCGUCAUCAUCAAGGAGAUCCGACGCCAGACAGUUUGUCGCAACAUCAGCAAAACCAGCGUGGACUUCGCCAUGGACUGGACGGCUCGUCGCGGAACCGGUACCGGAAAUGGAGCACCGAAGGGCAGCCCGGUGCCCGCAGUGGGCCAGAGCACCCUGUGGCAGGACCUCCCGGCCGUGCGGGAGGCAGGGGUGCUGGAGCAGCUCACCCCCGAGCAGUGCAAGUACCAGGAGAGUAUGUUCGAGGUCCUGACAUCCGAGGCCUCUUACCUUCGAUCCCUGCGGGUUCUGACCGAACACUUCCUGAACAGCCGGGAGCUGCAGGAGACGAUGAUCAUCAGAGACAAGAAAACCCUCUUCUCCAACAUCCUGAGGAUCCGAGAGGUCAGCGAGAGGUUCUUGAAGGACCUGGAGGAACGCAUAUUCAAGGACCUGGUCUUCCACGACAUCUGUGACAUCAUCCACUACCAUGCCCAGCACAACUUCCCGGCCUACAUCGACUACGUCCGCAACCAGAUCUACCAGGAUAAGACCUACACCUCUCUCAUGAAGAACAACGCACCGUUCGCGACGGUCAUCGCUCGUCUCCAAGAGUCGCCUCAAUGCCAGCGGCUGCCCUUCAUGUCCUUCCUCCUGCUGCCCUUCCAGCGAAUAACACGCAUCAAAAUGCUCCUUGAGAACAUCCUGAGGAGAACAAAGGAGAAGACGACAGAGGAGCAGACGGCCUCCAAGGCUCUGACUUCGGUGUCGAAGAUCAUCGACGAUUGUAACACACAGGUGGGACAGAUGAGACAGAUGGAGGAGCUGAUCCAUGUCUCUCAAACACUGGAGUUUGACAAGCUCAAGGCCGUCCCCAUCAUCUCCCAGACACGAUACCUGGAGAAGAAAGGGGAGCUGCACGAAAUGUCCAAAGGAGGAACUCUCUUCAACAAGAGGUCAAAGUUCAACCCCAUCUACCUCUUCCUCUUCAACGAUCUGCUCAUCAUCGCUGCCAAGAAAGGUGCGGAGCGUUUUGUGGUACUCGACCACGCCCACCGCUCUCUGGUGCAGGUACAGCCAACCGAUGAAGGCGGGGGUGGCGCCGGCCCCUUAGAGCACUGCUUCAACCUCACCCUGCUGGAAAACCACCAGGGACGCAUGAUGGAGAGGCUGCUCAAAGCCCCCUCCCAGUCAGACAUGCACAGGUGGAUGGCGGCUUUCCCCAACCCGACCAACCCAGACAGAGAUGAGGAAGAAGUGAUUUACGAGGACUGGGAUUGUCCUCAGGUGCAGUGCGUGGAGCAGUACAUCGCCCAGCAGGCGGACGAGCUCACCCUGGAGCCCACUGAGAUCGUCAACGUCGUCCGCAAAACCAACGAGGGCUGUUGUGAAGGCAUCCGCCUGUCAGACGGUCAGAAGGGCUGGUUCCCCGCAGCCAACGUCGUAGAGAUCACCAACGAGCACGUGAGGCGGCGAAACCUGCGAGAGCGCUACAGGGUCAUGCAGGCUGCAACCAUGGUCGCCAGCAGCAAGGCCAACACGCUGCAUUAGGACCGACGGAUGUUUACAUUAACAAUAGUUUAAAAGGACGAUGGAUGGAUACAAACUCUCCAAGUGAACUUUGUACAAAGAUUUUUAGUUUGAAGUGUCUGUUUCCAACAACUAGGAAAUGAAAGAUAAAAGGAGAAGGGUGACGAUCACGAGACAUAACAGACCAGCAAUCGUCACCGUAUUUAUACUACUGGAGUACACAAGUGUGAUUCACUACUGAGACACGCUAUGGGAAUGUGCAUGCACCCAUUCAGGAACAGAGAUCUGUAUCUCACAGCUGUACUGUUUACCUCUACUUGUAGCACUUCAACGGUAUGAAACUGCACAUAUGAAAAGAAAAGGGUUAGGGUGUGUUCCUGUUGAUGUCUCUUUGUGUCACCUGCUCACAAGUUCAAUGCGUGAGCCAGAAUACAGGACAAACACGUUUUAGAAAAGAAUAAUAAUCAGGAAGUGCCUUUGAACAGCCUCAAAACACAGAACUACACACCAGGACUUCCAUCUGGAGCUUUGAACAUGCGUGUAAACGUGGGCUGAGCUGCUCUGCCAUUGUGACGUUACAGCCCACAGCCUUGUUAGCUUGUGUCGGUAGCCAUUUUUGGAUUAAUACUGUAGCUCCCCCUGCAGCGUGUUGUCAGUGAAGACGGGAUAUUCUUUGUGGAUACAUGUACAAUAUGUUGUGAAUAAUGAGCGAGGGGGAUUCUCUCCUUCAACAGUAGUAGUGAUUUUAUUAAAAACAUGCGUCUUUUUA
Molecule: messenger RNA, 4250 nt
Organism: Anarrhichthys ocellatus (wolf-eel)
Lineage: Eukaryota; Metazoa; Chordata; Actinopteri; Perciformes; Anarhichadidae
Gene: arhgef15b
Product: Rho guanine nucleotide exchange factor 15b
Exons: 16
Coding region: 437-3502 (1021 amino acids)
Biological process (GO): activation of GTPase activity
Molecular function (GO): guanyl-nucleotide exchange factor activity; protein binding
Source: RefSeq, a predicted model, not a curated record